Molecule: messenger RNA, 877 nt
Organism: Elaeis guineensis (African oil palm)
Lineage: Eukaryota; Viridiplantae; Streptophyta; Magnoliopsida; Arecales; Arecaceae
Product: peptidyl-prolyl cis-trans isomerase Pin1
Cellular component (GO): cytosol; nucleus
Molecular function (GO): peptidyl-prolyl cis-trans isomerase activity
Source: RefSeq, a predicted model, not a curated record
UAAGAGCCCAAGCCAACCCAACCCCAAAUUAAACGGGCUGGUUUUAUGACAAGGGCAAAAAGAAAAUAGGGGGGCGGGGGCAAAAACACUGUAGGAACCUCCACCUCCCUCUUCUCUCUCACACUCUGGACACUCUUCAGGCCAAAAGAAGAGAGGGGGUGGAGACAAAGAUGGCAUCAGAGGAGCACGUGAGGGCGUCUCACAUCCUGAUAAAGCACGAGGGGUCGCGGCGGAAGGCCUCCUGGAAGGACCCCGACGGACGCAUCAUCUCCGCCACCACCAGGGACGCCGCUGUCCGCCAGCUCCGCGGCCACCGCGAGGACAUUCUCGCUGGCAAGGUCCGCUUCGAGGACGUCGCUGCCCGCCAUUCUGACUGCAGCUCGGCCAAGCGCGGCGGCGAUCUAGGUCGUUUUGGAAGGGGACAAAUGCAAAAACCCUUUGAAGAAGCUACCUUUGCCCUCAAAGUGGGUGAGAUGAGCGACAUUGUGGACACUGACAGUGGCGUGCAUAUCAUCCUGCGAACUGGUUGAUGGCCAAUUAGCCGGCCUUAAGCUUGGGCUCGGCCUUCCCUCACUAUUUGCAAGCUGAUGCCUUCUGAUCUCUUCUUUCACGGAUUGGGGCUUGGAUAUUAUUUUAGUGCUGCAAAAUCCUUGAAACCUUUUUCAUAUAAGCAUGAUCCAUGCAGACUGUGUGCGCUAAGCGGUCGGUUACAAGAUUGAUGCAAAAUCGUGCGAUGGCCACAGAUAAAAUUUCUAAAAAUGUAUAUCUACUGGGAGGGCAAUCGACAUAUAAAUUUCUUGCGUGGUAAAGGUGAUAAAUGUAUCGAACCUAUCUCUUUCUUGUAUGAUUCUCUUAAAUCGUUAUUUUUUUUCCGCUG